Paramisgurnus dabryanus is the source of this 1668-nucleotide messenger RNA. RefSeq names its product Rab geranylgeranyltransferase subunit beta (gene rabggtb). NCBI's taxonomy places the organism in Eukaryota, Metazoa, Chordata, Actinopteri, Cypriniformes, Cobitidae. Gene Ontology annotation, molecular function: Rab geranylgeranyltransferase activity. Gene Ontology annotation, cellular component: Rab-protein geranylgeranyltransferase complex. The record is from RefSeq and is a predicted model, not a curated record. Gene Ontology annotation, biological process: protein geranylgeranylation.
UGACGAGCAAUGUGAUGACGUAAUAUGUGCGCGACAGCUGGGAAGCGUCCUGUAGUCCAACCAGUUUUUCAUCGUCAAAAUGGGGACACAGGUAAAAGACGUGAUUAUUAAACCUGAUGCUCCAAACACUGUCCUUCUGGACAAGCACGCGGACUAUAUUGCAGCUUAUGGCUCCAAGAAGGACGAUUAUGAGUACACACUAUCUGAGUACUUAAGAAUGAGUGGCAUCUACUGGGGCCUGACAGUAAUGGACCUGAUGGGUCAGCUCUCUCGAAUGAACCGUGAGGAGAUCAUAGAGUUUAUCAAGUCAUGCCAGCAUGAAUGUGGAGGCAUCAGUGCCAGCAUUGGCCAUGACCCUCAUCUCCUCUACACCCUCAGUGCUGUACAGAUCCUCUGCUUGUAUGAUAGCAUCAGUGCCAUUGAUGUGGGCAAAGUGGUGGAUUAUGUUAAAGGACUGCAGCAAGAUGAUGGCUCAUUCGCAGGGGAUAAAUGGGGUGAAAUAGACACACGGUUUUCCUUUUGUGCCGUUGCAACGUUGGCACUGCUGGGAAAGUUGGAUGCUAUCAACGUAGACAAAGCAGUGGCAUUUGUGCUGUCCUGUAUGAACUUUGAUGGUGGAUUUGGCUGUAGGCCUGGCUCAGAGUCACAUGCUGGUCAGAUUUACUGUUGCACAGGCUUCUUGUCCGUCACUGGACAGCUGCAUCAGGUAAAUGCAGAUCUGUUGGGUUGGUGGCUCUGUGAAAGACAGUUGCCAUCAGGAGGCCUGAAUGGGAGGCCAGAAAAGCUGCCUGAUGUCUGCUAUUCCUGGUGGGUGCUUGCCUCUCUAAAAAUCAUUGGCAGAAUCCACUGGAUUGACAAAACCAAACUGCGCAAUUUUAUUCUUGCCUGCCAGGAUGAAGAGACUGGAGGGUUUGCUGAUAGGCCUGGAGACAUGGUGGAUCCGUUCCACACUUUGUUUGGUGUGGCUGGACUGUCUUUGCUGGGAGAUGAGCAGAUCAAACAAGUAAACCCUGUGUUUUGCAUGCCUGAAGAUGUGCUUCAGAGGAUCGGCCUUCAACCAGACUUGCUGAGUUGAAAUACGUGGCCAUUUCAUUUCCCUCCUACCCGUGUUCAGCCAGCCCUGUUCUGAAAUAGGGAAACCAGCAAACCGUUGAGAGCGCCGCAUAUUGCUGUCAUCUUCAACUAAUAAUAGGUGUACCCUUCAGAAGGUCCAAGGACUUGAGAAACUUGGCUGUAAAAAGACUUAACUAUGUUCUUUUGUUUUAAGUAUUGUUCUUGUCAUUAUGUAUGCACAGUAUGUGUGAUGACCUUUAUGUCUGAGCUUUGUGGCUUUCACUGUGCGUGUUCAAAUAUAAGUUUACUUAUAUUAAUAAUUCAAGAGUUCAGUUUUGUAUUAAGCCACAUUUAAGGAGCGUUUAAUAUAUAAGAAAAGUGUGUUAUAUGUGAUAGCUUUUCCAAAAUAAGUAUGCAAGAACGCACUACUGUAGCAUAAAAGCGCAGUAUAUUCCGCGAAAAGGGUGAAUUUAAAGAUUUAAGCAUCAAAACCUGGAUUACGUGCAUGCAACUAUUUAUAUGUGCAAAUUCUUUAAUUGUAAUUUGGUUUACACUCACCUUCACAACUGGCGCAUGAAUGUGAAGAUAUUUGAGUAGAAUAAAAGUUCAAACCUA